Messenger RNA from Anopheles bellator, 935 nucleotides. Its product is annotated as transcription factor 15-like. Gene Ontology annotation, molecular function: DNA-binding transcription factor activity, RNA polymerase II-specific; RNA polymerase II transcription regulatory region sequence-specific DNA binding; protein dimerization activity. Bases 153 to 590 code for a protein of 145 amino acids. Lineage: Eukaryota; Metazoa; Arthropoda; Insecta; Diptera; Culicidae. Gene Ontology annotation, biological process: developmental process; regulation of transcription by RNA polymerase II. The transcript has 3 exons. The record is from RefSeq and is a predicted model, not a curated record.
CAGAACCGGCGCUGCAAUAAAAUCCGUUUGUUCCAAACUAUAUACGGCGGCCACGGCCACGACGGCCAGACAGUGUCGCAAUGCGACAGUGAGUGUCGAGCCGCACAUGAGCACGGAUUACUUUCUCCGCUCAGCCGCCAUCCAAAUGAGCAAUGAGCCGGAACAACAGCAGACGCAUCAGUACGACGGCGGUGAUGACGGUGGAUUACGCCGGUAGCGACGGGAGCGUCGGGCCCGGGGGCGUCGACCAACGGCUGCAGGCCAACGCUCGCGAACGCUACCGAACGCAUAGCGUCAACUCAGCCUUCAAUACGCUUCGCCAGCUGAUACCGACCGAACCGAUCAAUCGGAAGCUGUCCAAGAUCGAAACGCUGCGCCUGGCCAAGAGCUACAUCUCGCACCUGCUGGCGGUACUAGUUACCGGCAGCAACCAUCGACCGUGCGUCGAGGUAGUCAACCAUCGGAAGCAGCCGGAAGCUGCCGGUUCGCCUGACGGGGAUGACGAUUGCCACUGGGCGACGGCAGGCGAAAAUCAUCGGUACCAACGGACACCGAUUUGCACGUUCUGCGUGACCUUCGACAAGUGCUAGUGAGCCCAGUGACUCCCAGAGAGCCGAACUUCGGUGACACGUUUAGGUGAAAUAGCCAACCAUUUAUUUCUCUGCUCGCAAAGCAGCAAAAACAUCCGCAAGUGAUGCAAAUACGUAACUAAACUAAUUAAACGAAUACAGCUAAAGAAACUACAAUCAACACGAAAUCGGAUCAACACUAAUGCUAGUUAUCAAGCGAUACACCUUCUACACUAAUUAUUUCGUUCAGUUCCCUUCCGAAUUUGAUUCACUGCACUGAAGUAUUCCAAAGCGUUGUUGGCCUGUGUUCAGCGUAAUAAUUACAUUUUUAUCCAAAAAGAAUGGUACUACUGGGGCCAAAAAAGU